AUGGCAGCCGCCUCUUUCCGCUACGGCGUGACCAUCACUGGGGCCGUGCUGCUGGUGACCGGGACGCUGUGCUUUGCCUGGUGGAGCGACAGCGAGGUGGGCACCUCGGCCGGCAGCGGGGCUCACCUCCUGCCUCCCCGGGAAGCCGAGGCCGUGCCCAGCUCCUCCUCCGCCUUGCUCCGCUCCGUCAGCUUCUUCUGCUGCGGCAUCGGCGGCAUCCUCCUCCUCUUUGGUCUCCUCUGGUCCGUGAAAGCCAACACCAGGGUGGUCUCCCGCCGCUACCAGUACCACUUCCCCAGGGACCUGCAGUACUUCAGCGCGGAGCCUCCGGAGAAGUGGAACCGCAGCACUUGGGACUCCAGCGCCAUCCCCACCUACGAAGAAGCCCUGACCUGCCGACCUGCCCACGCCCUGGGCAGGACCGGGCUCGACGUGCAGCUGAUCCUCAGCCCCUGGCAGCCUCCGGAGAAAGAAACCACUCCUCGCCUUACCCCGGAGGUGUGCUCAGCGGGUGCAGCCGCGGGGAAUCGGGCUUCCCAGUGUCUCUCCCACCUGGUGCCCAUGGCCGAGGAGAAGAGCUUUCGCUACGGCUUCAUCAUCCUGGGUUUUUUCCUGGUGAUGACGGGGAUGUUCAUCAUGAGCGUGGAAAAACCCCAGAUCUACAUCACCUUCUGCGCCCUGGGCGUCCUGCUCGUAGCCGUGGGCAUCAUCUGGAGCAUGUGCCAGUGCUACCCGAAGGUAGGGGCCGGCCGGCCACUGCGCGCCUCGGGGUCUUGA
Messenger RNA from Opisthocomus hoazin, 777 nucleotides. The record is from RefSeq and is a predicted model, not a curated record. NCBI's taxonomy places the organism in Eukaryota, Metazoa, Chordata, Aves, Opisthocomiformes, Opisthocomidae.